Molecule: messenger RNA, 348 nt
Organism: Closterium sp. Naga37s-1
Lineage: Eukaryota; Viridiplantae; Streptophyta; Zygnematophyceae; Desmidiales; Closteriaceae
Source: the annotation of a GenBank genome assembly
AUGUGGGAGAGCUUUGGUGUGAGGCGGGGGAAGGAGAGGCAGACACCGAAGGAGAAGCGAGUGACCCGCUUGAAACGCAUGUUGGUGCUGGCGAGACAGGCGCGCGAGCACAAGCGAGGGUGGCAGCGCGAGCGCGUGGGCAGCAUGCCGGGUGCGAUGCGGCGGCGUGUGCUGGCAGGGCUGAAGGAGGUGGGGCAGGCGGUGCGCAGUGGGAGGGCCAAGUGUGUGGUGCUGGCGCCUAAAGUGGAGGAGGUGCCUGGGAGGGGUGAGGACAGGGUGAGGGGAGGGUUGGGGAAAGGGAGAAUAAGUGUGGUGAGGGAGAGCAGUGUCCAAGUGCGUGGGGAUUGA